This is a messenger RNA of Camarhynchus parvulus, 1743 nucleotides long. RefSeq names its product kelch like family member 38 (gene KLHL38). Gene Ontology annotation, molecular function: protein binding. Bases 1 to 1743 code for a protein of 580 amino acids. The record is from RefSeq and is a predicted model, not a curated record. Lineage: Eukaryota; Metazoa; Chordata; Aves; Passeriformes; Thraupidae. The transcript is spliced from 3 exons.
AUGGAAGAGGGAUCCACUGAAGAGUUUCUCUUCAAAGACCAGGACUUCUCCUCUGAACUGCUGAGGCAGCUGAAUGCUCUGCGGCAGAGCAGAAUGCUGACCGAUGUUACCCUCUGCUCCGGGGGCUUUGAAAUCCCCUGUCACCGAAAUGUGCUGGCUUCCAGCAGCCCAUACUUCAAGGCAAUGUUCUGUAACAACUUCAGGGAGAGUCACCAGCCUAAAGUCAUUCUAAGGGGCAUCGACGCCGAUAUUUUGGAUCAGAUUAUCCUUUAUGUUUACACUGGGGAGAUUCUCAUAUCCACUGAGAAUGUCUUGUGCCUCUUGGAGGCUGCAUCCAUGCUGCAGUACACUAAGCUGUUUGAGGCCUGCUCUACCUACCUCCAGGACAAGCUGACCCCUGACAACUGUCUGAGCAUGACCAGACUGGCAAAAAUCUUGAACUGCCAAAGCCUGAAUAAGAAAGCCAAGGCUAUGGCUUUGAAAUGUUUUCCUGUGGUGGCCUCUUCUGAGGACCUGAAGGACCUCUGUCCCACAGAGCUCAUUGAUUACCUUGGGGAUGAUGAACUCUGUGGGGAGGAGGAGCAGGUCUUUGAGGCACUGAUGGUCUGGAUCCGGCACGACCUCCAGGCACGACAAGGCUACAUCCAAGAGUUGUUCAAGAAGGUCCGACUUCAGUACGUCCAUCCAACCUUCCUCUUCCAUUUCAUUGCUAAUGACUCACUCAUUCAGGCCUCACCCACUUGCAGGAGCAUCCUGGAGUCAGCCCGGAGACAGAUGUUUUCCUUGUACAGCACCAACACACCUGACAUCAAACCCAUGGUGCAUGUUCCGCGCAGGUACUCCAACCAAGAGUUCCUCAUCAUCAUCGGUGGCAGGAAGGACAGCCAGCAGACAACGAGGGAUGUCCUGCUGUAUGAUGAGAAGACAAACCAAUGGCUGAGCCUGGCCAAACUUCCCAUGCGCCUCUACAAAGCCUCUGCAGUGAGUUUACACAGCAAUGUUUUUGUGCUCGGAGGGAUGCCUGUUAGCAAUAAGAAAAGUCUGGUCAGUGGUAAUAUUUACAUUUAUUCCCUCAAACUCAAUCAGUGGAGGUUGAUUGAGCACAUGCUAGUUCCUCGUUACUCCCACAGAAGCCUGGCAUAUAAAAAUUAUAUUUUAUCAUUUGGUGGAAUUGGUGAAAACCAGGAAAUCCUGAAUUCUGUGGAAAGAUAUGAUAGUGUCUACAACAUCUGUGAGAGCAUGGCAAACAUGCCUGUUGCUGUCCUUCACCCUGCUGUUGCUGCCAAAGAUCAGAGGGUUUACCUCUUUGGGGGAGAAGAUAUAAUGCAAAACCCUGUUCGGCUUAUCCAGGUUUACCAUGUCUCCAGGAAUACAUGGUUUCGUAUGGAGACCAGAGUAGUGAAGAAUGUCUGUGCACCAGCUGUUGUGAUUGGAGAUCAGAUUAUCAUCGUAGGUGGGUACACCCGGAGAAUAAUUGCUUAUGAUACAAAAGGCAACAAGUUUGUUAAAUGUGCAGACAUGAAGGACAGACGAAUGCAUCAUGGGGCCACUGUCAUCAAGAACAAGCUGUAUGUCACAGGAGGACGAUGUCUCACCUCAGACAAUGCCAUCAAGGACCUGGAUUCCUUGGACUGCUAUGAUCCAGAGACUGACACAUGGACACCACAGGGAAAACUGCCGCACAAACUCUUUGACCAUGGGUGCCUGACACUCCAGUGUGUCCCCUGUUAUAACCUUCUCUAA